Molecule: messenger RNA, 939 nt
Organism: Vairimorpha ceranae
Lineage: Eukaryota; Fungi; Microsporidia; Nosematidae
Product: transcription initiation factor iib
Exons: 1
Coding region: 1-939 (312 amino acids)
Biological process (GO): transcription initiation at RNA polymerase II promoter; transcription preinitiation complex assembly
Cellular component (GO): transcription preinitiation complex; nucleus
Molecular function (GO): TBP-class protein binding; RNA polymerase II general transcription initiation factor activity
Source: RefSeq, a predicted model, not a curated record
AUGUCAACGAUUAUAAAAAUAAAGUCUUAUUUACAAAAAUGUACAGACUGUGGUGAAACACAAAAUAUUAUAGAAGACUAUAGAAAUGGUUAUAAUGUUUGUGGUAGAUGUGGAUGUGUUGUCGGGAAUCGUAUUAUAGAUGAAUCAAGUGAAUGGAGAUCUUUCUCUGACAGCAAUAAGGCUGAUCCUUGUCGCACAGGAAGCGUUAGUAAUCCAUUUUUGGAUACUGAACAACUCGAUACAAUGAUUUCUUCUGUUCCCGGCACAUCUUCUUACAAUUUACAAAAAAUACAAUUAAAGACUGCGAUGCGUGGACCAGAAAGAUCUUUAAAACAUGGUAUUAACUUAAUAACCGCUUUUUGUGAAAGAGCGAAUAUUACUAAGACGGUUAUUGACAGAGCAUGUCUUAUUUUUAAAAUUGUUGAUGACAAAAAACUUCUUAAAGGUAAGAAUAUUGAAGGAGUAGUAGGUGCAUGUAUAUACAUUGCUUGUAGAUUAGAAAACUGUCCUAGAACUUUUAAAGAAGUUAGUCUUAUUACUUCUGUACAGAAAAAGGAAAUAGGUAAAAGUUUUAAGUUAAUAAGUCCACAUGUUGAAAAUUUAACAGUUGUGUCUACAAAAGACAUUGUAGCAAGAUUUUGUUCAGAUCUUAGGCUUAAUAUUAAAAUACAAAGAUUGGCUUUUGCAAUUUCAGCCAAAGUUCAAGAAGCUGGUAUUUUAGCCGGUAAAAGCCCUGAUUCUAUUGCUGCUGCUAUAAUUUACAUGGUGACUUAUUUGGUCCCUGAAGGUAGGAAAGUGCAGAAAGACAUACAAUAUGUUACAAAUGUAACUGAGGUGACAAUAAAGAACACUUAUAAAGAAUUGGCCAUCUUUAAAAAUGUAAUUAUUCCUACAGAUAUUGUUUCACAGGAGGCUAUUGAUAAUCUACCGAAUAAUUAA